AUGGCGCGUAGUCAUGACAGCAAUGGCCAGCCACGUGAAGGCUUCUUCAACCUUACUCGGCGAAUGGAAUCCAAAGAAGAAGACCAGUUCGGAGUUGAUCUUACAGUCUUCGACUUCCUGCUGUACAAGGCCACCGCUACUGUGUUCGAGUGGCAGACCAGGCCUGACAAGUACGAGUCUGAUCUGCCUAACGCGCUCAUCGCAAUGACUGCAGAAUGGAGAUCAUUUCUUUCACAGAAGAAUAAAGGCCGGAAUUUAAGUGGCGUGACAGCUUUUCGCUCAAGACUACUGCAACUGGUCCUUCUGUUCACCCAUCGAUAUCACCCGUCCCAGACCUGGACGAGCGAAGAAUCUUUGCGGAAGCUGAAGGCCCAAAACAUCGCCCGUGGCACACUAUGGUCGACCCUGUACGACUCUGGAAACGAGCAUCGCGAUUCUGGGAGGACUCUGAACCACGGGUCGCUCGAGUCUGUUCGCCAACGUCGUGCAGCUGAUCUAGAUUUACCUUCGGCCUUCGACAUGGAUAGUUUCAAUGGUCCAGAUCGACCUGCACUAGACCAGCUGCUUCCAAUAUUCAUCGAGCUCACAGCUGCACGAACCUGUCUCGGGGAUGAGUGGCAACCCACCUCUGACUGGUUUGAUUUAGCCGGCCAGUUCAUGCUGCAGGCUGUUAUAGACCAGUAUUUUACCAACGGUAGUUGUCAAACAGAGACCCUUGUGGCAAUAUUUGCCUUCGGUAAUCCAGGCGAUGAGGGCGACAGUGAGGGGCCCGACAUCGCGGCAAUGCGGCGGCUAUUCUGCAGAGAUGGUAAUCAAUCGGAAGAGUUGCCCGAAUGGACAGCUGUUAGACGCCGAUACAUCAAGAAGUCAAGAACAGCACAUGACUUCCCCAAGGUUGAGAGUGAGCACCCCUAUGUCAAGUUCGAAGACAGCUUGCUCUCAUUCCUGCGGCACCUGCAUGACAGCGCAAUGAAGCCCGACCUAGUCCAAGUUGAGGAGAGACGCAUUAGCAUUAACGGCAAUGAGCUAUCGGAAGAGCAGUCAAGAGAGAUGAUCGAGCGGAUGAGGCUUUGA
Molecule: messenger RNA, 1074 nt
Organism: Boeremia exigua
Lineage: Eukaryota; Fungi; Ascomycota; Dothideomycetes; Pleosporales; Didymellaceae
Exons: 3
Coding region: 1-1074 (357 amino acids)
Source: RefSeq, a predicted model, not a curated record